GUUGCCACUAUCAAGAAGUAAUAUGUCAUUGAGAAUAGUUCCAGACAAUAACCACCAAUCCACCAUAAACCAUGCUGAGGUUGGCGACAAGGCAGCUCAUGCGCCUGGUUUUAGUGAUAUGUUAAGGUCUCAGCAGGGCCCUGCCAGUUUGGCGUCGCAAAUCAACAAUCGUCAUCCUUUAGAAUCGAGACUCGGAAACUGGGAAGAAACCCAACACCAGACCCGGUUAGAAUCAUACAGAAGAGUAUUUGGAGCCGGAGAACCCAUCAAGAGAACCAUGGAGUUGGGCAUCGUGGAAGCCACCGACUUCAAGCCAGAAGUGUUGGGAGGGUCUACUAUAACUGAAAUGCACAAGGACAUCUUGUUGAACAAGGAUGCGUCUGUUGACUGGGAAGACGUGUACAAGCAGGAUGUGAGUGGAGGAUAUACGGUGAAGGACUUCCACUCGGAGAUGGAGCGUAAAAUGGGUAUUAAUUAGUAUAGAUUAAUUGACGAGUCCGAGAGAGAGCGUAGACCGAGAGGCCGACACCAGUUGGAGAAGUAAGAGUAGGAGAGUAGGAGAAGUGAAUGGGAAGAGCCCCUAAAUCCGUCGACUACUCACCCUAUUCCAACGGGGCACGCAUUCACCCUUUUUAUCUUCAUCUGCUAUUAGCAAGAUUCGCAAAUAUCACUAAUCCUACAACUGCCACCUUCACCAACUAAAAUAAAUUACUCAUCUCCUCAAACUAAAGUACGACAAAGGUUCUGCAAUCUCUGGCCCCAGCAUAUUCUCUUGCUUCCACCAUUGUCCCAAACCUUAUCCAAAAUAAUGAAAUCACAAUCUUGUGCGAAUGCCCAACUUCCCCCCACACCUCGCAGUAUAAAUUCAUCCGACGCACCAUCAUAUUUUCCCCAAGUAUCAUGUCUGCUAUUCCCAAAACACAAACCGCCUACGGCUAUGAACGUGGCAAAGGCUCCGUCGCCAAGUACGAAAAUGUUCCUGUCAAACAACCCGGUGAUAACCAGUUGUUGUUGAAAAUUGAAGCAGCAGGACUCUGCCAGAGCGACCUCCACAUUCUCAAGGUGGUGGAUGAAGAAUAUCCUGCCAACUUUAUCAUGGGCCACGAAAUCGCCGGCCAAAUCGUUCAGGUCGGUAAGAACCUUGCCAGCGACCCCAAGUAUCAGCUCGGAUCCCGGUAUUCGUUGUGCAUUUGCAAACUGUGUGGAGUUUGUAAAAAUUGCCGUAAGGGCCUUGACAUGUGCUGCGACGAGGUUAGUGGAUAUGGAAUUGGCACCGAUGGUGGCUUCCAGCAGUAUAUCGUGGUGGAAAACUUGCGGUCGCUCGUGCCAAUUCCCGAAGGAGUAUCGUACCAAGAGGCGGCGGUGGCUACCGACUCGGUCUUGACCCCGUACCAUGCCAUCAGGAAAGUACAGCAAUUUUUGGAACCUACCACCAGAGUAUUAUUGUUUGGUUUGGGCGGCUUGGGCUUGAACGCCCUCCAGAUUCUCCGUACGUACGGGUGUUAUGUGGUGGCUGUCGACCGCAAGGCCGAUUUGGAGGCCCAGGCAAAACGGUAUGGUGCAGCCGAGUUCUAUACCGAUAUUGGCGACUCGAAUCACCCGACCGACAGUUUCGAUAUCUGCUUUGAUUUUUGUGGAUACAAGCAGACAUUUGAGGACUGUCAGGACUAUAUCGCACGUGACGGGAAGCUUGUGAUUGUGGGGCUCGGGAACUUGCAACUAAACUACAUGAACUUCUAUUUGGCCCGUAAAGAAGUUACCAUUUACGCCAACUUUGGUGGAACCGCGGGUGAACAGCUUGCGUGCUUGGAAUUGGUCCGAUUGGGCAAGGUGAAGCCACUUAUAAAGUCAGUGUCUAUCGACGAACUUCCCUACUAUUUUGACCAAUUGGCCAAGGGUAAAGUUGAAGGUAGAAUUGUGUUUACUCCCCCAAAGCUCUGAAGAAUAUACAUUUUGAUUUU
This is a messenger RNA of Yamadazyma tenuis ATCC 10573, 1961 nucleotides long. NCBI's taxonomy places the organism in Eukaryota, Fungi, Ascomycota, Pichiomycetes, Serinales, Debaryomycetaceae. The record is from RefSeq and is a predicted model, not a curated record.